This is a messenger RNA of Alnus glutinosa, 3263 nucleotides long. RefSeq names its product putative leucine-rich repeat receptor-like serine/threonine-protein kinase At2g24130. Gene Ontology annotation, cellular component: plasma membrane. Gene Ontology annotation, molecular function: protein kinase activity; protein binding; ATP binding. The record is from RefSeq and is a predicted model, not a curated record. The coding region runs from base 242 to 3208 and encodes 988 amino acids. Gene Ontology annotation, biological process: hormone-mediated signaling pathway; protein phosphorylation. The transcript is spliced from 2 exons. Lineage: Eukaryota; Viridiplantae; Streptophyta; Magnoliopsida; Fagales; Betulaceae.
CUCAUCAUGGUUGCAACCAUGUUGAACAAAGAACGACUCUUUAUCCCAUAACAAAUCAUUGCCUCUAUUGAAUAUUUCUUGCCAAAUAUCUCUUUCCACCUUCACUCAAAUCUCCCUCGCACUCCCUGAACCACAUGACAUCGAUCCCUACUCUACUACCACUACUACUUUCAUGAGUUUGUUAUGACUAUGAAGCAGUGUCAAAGUAGGAAGGAGAGAGGAGGGUUCCAGUAAACGCACCAUGAUCUUCAUAAAAUCCUUGUUUCUUCUUCUCCUACUACAAUAUUUGGCUUUAACAUCUGGUGAAACAAAUUCAGGCCAUCACAACCCCCCUCACCACUCUUUGAUCUCCGAUAAGGCUGCUCUGUUGGCAUUCAAAAAGACCAUAACACUCGAUCCAAACUCCACCCUUGCUAACUGGGAAGAGGCUGUUGACGUCUGCAAUUUCACUGGUGUGAAAUGCAACAAACACCAUCACCGUGUACAACAACUCUGGCUCGAACACAAAGAACUUGUAGGGCUUCUUUCACCCUGCAUUUCUAACCUCACCGGCCUUCGUAAGCUGGUGCUUGUCGGCAAUCACUUGUUUGGAAACAUUCCGCCUGAGUUUUCAUCGCUUCGACGUCUCCGCUAUCUUCGGCUCGAGGAAAACAAACUACAUGGCUCAAUACCAGACUCCUUUUCCCUUCUUUCCAAACUUACUCAAUUAUAUAUUCAGCGAAACAACAUAAGCGGUACACUUCCACCUUCCUUAUUCUCCAACUGCACUUUGUUAGACAACAUCGACUUCUCCGAAAACAUGCUGACAGGCAAAAUCCCAGACGAGAUUGGAAACUGUCCAGCUCUGUCGAUUGUCCAUCUGUACAAUAACCAAUUUACUGGACAACUUCCUUUCGCUUUAACUAAUGCUUCACUGUACGGCCUUGAUGUGGGGUACAAUCUUUUUUCAGGUGAACUGCCUUCAGAGAUUGUAAGGAACCUGCCUACACUUGACUAUCUCCAUUUAUCAUAUAAUCAUAUGAAAAGCCAUGAUGGCAACACCAAUCUUGACCCAUUCUUCAUUGCCCUUGAAAACUGCACUUCUCUAGAGGAGCUCGAACUUGCCGGCAUGGGCCUCGGGGGGCGAUUGCCGAUCUCGGUCGGCCGACUUUCUGUCUGGCUAUCAGAUCUUGAACUACAGGAAAACCAAAUCUUCGGAUCAAUUCCUCCAAAUUUAGGUAAUUUUUCCAACCUUUUAAGUGUGAACUUCACAUCCAAUCUUCUAGAUGGAAACAUUCCUCAAGAGAUAAGCCGCUUGUCAGGAUUGCAACAGCUUUUGUUAUCAGACAACCUUUUCCAUGGUUCAAUUCCUCCAGCAUUAAGCAAGCUUCCUAAACUGGAUCGGCUAGACCUAUCAAACAACAAAUUCUCUGGUGAAAUCCCAGAAAGUUUAGGAAAUUUGGCUCGACUAAAUUCUCUGUUUCUGAACAACAACCUUCUGUCAGGAACAAUACCUCCAACUUUAGGACAGUGCACAAAUCUGUACAGGCUUGAUUUAUCAUACAAUAGAUUGACAGGGAGCAUCCCUCCACAGUUUUCAGGUCUGCAUGAGAUCAGAAUUUUUAUAAAUCUUUCGCACAAUCAUCUGGAAGGGCCUCUACCAAUCGAGCUUAGCAAGCUGGACAAAGUUCAAGAGAUCGAUGUCUCUUCCAACAAACUUACUGGAACUAUUUUUCCUCAGAUAUCCAGCUGCAUUGCGCUGAUGAGGAUCAACAUCUCAGACAACUCUCUUGAUGGGAAUCUUCCAGAAUCCAUAGGGAAACUACGAAACCUCGAAGCCCUUGACGUUUCAGGAAACAACUUAUCUGGGAUGAUUCCAGUAAGCCUCAACAAAAUCCAGACACUCGCCUAUCUAAAUCUUUCCUUUAACGACUUUGAAGGGAUGAUUCCCAAUGGUGGCAUCUUUGAUUCACUAACAAGGAUGUCGUUCUUGGAGAAUCGCCGACUCUGCAGAGCAGUUUCCGGCAGAGUUUCUGGCAUUCCGAUUUGCCGUCCAAAGAUACGUUGGCUUCAUAAACGUGUGUACUUGGUUAUAUUCGUCCUGGGGAUAUUCAUAUCAGUAUUCUUAUCAACAAUAUGUUGCGUGAUCGGAUUCCGGCGAUUCAGAGUAAUCAUUCACUCUCGGAAGACUGAACCAGUCAGAAAACCGACUAUCCCUGAACUAAUCCACAGUUUCCCAAGAAUCACCCACAAAGAACUAUCAGAUGCGACAGGAGGAUUCGAUGAGCAGAGUCUGAUUGGGUCAGGAAGUUAUGGACGAGUCUACAGGGGAGUUCUUCCAGACGGAACAGCCAUUGCAGUGAAAGUUUUACAUGUGCAAUCUGGAAACUCAACGAAGAGUUUUAACAGAGAAUGCCAAGUCUUGAAGAGGAUCCGUCACAGGAACCUGAUUAGGAUUAUAACAGCAUGCAGUCUACCCGAUUUUAAGGCUCUUGUUCUUCCUUAUAUGGCAAAUGGGAGCUUGGAUAGCUUUCUCUAUACGGGUUCUUCAGAUUUGAGUCUCAUCCAGAGGGUGAAUAUUUGCAGUGACAUAGCUCAAGGGAUGGCGUAUCUGCAUCAUCACUCCCCUGUCAGAGUCAUACACUGUGAUCUAAAGCCAUGCAAUGUUCUUCUCAAUGAUGACAUGACGGCUCUAGUUUCUGACUUUGGGAUAGCAAAGUUGGUCAUGACUGCUGGAGGGGGAAAUGGUGGAGCUGUUGAAGUGGGAAACUCUACAGCAAACAUGUUAUGUGGAUCUAUUGGAUACAUCGCACCAGAGUAUGGUUUUGGAUCAAAUCCAUCUACAAAAGGAGAUGUUUACAGCUUCGGCAUUCUAGUGCUUGAGAUGGUGACAAGAAAAAGACCAACAGACGACAUGUUUGGAGGUGGGCUAAGCCUUCACAAAUGGGUGAAGAGCCACUUCCAUGGAAGGGUGGAAAGAGUGGUAGAUCCUUCGUUGGUGGCAGCUUUAAGGGAUCUAUCCCCAUUAGUAAAGAAAAUGAAGGAAGUUGCAAUUGGAGAGUUAAUCGAGUUGGGUAUUCUUUGCACACAGGAGUCAUCAUCUACAAGGCCAACAAUGCUUGAUGCUGCCGAUGAUCUGGAUCGGCUCAAGAGAUACCUUACUGGGGACACUACAGCAACGUUCGCCUCUUCUCUUGGAAUUUCAUCUUCCACUUUCGACGAUGACUAACACUUUCUCUGCUUCUUGUACUGAUACAUUCUAAUGCCAUUUAUUUUGUGAUUUA